Molecule: messenger RNA, 1971 nt
Organism: Salarias fasciatus (jewelled blenny)
Lineage: Eukaryota; Metazoa; Chordata; Actinopteri; Blenniiformes; Blenniidae
Gene: ap1m1
Product: adaptor related protein complex 1 subunit mu 1
Exons: 12
Coding region: 147-1418 (423 amino acids)
Biological process (GO): intracellular protein transport; vesicle-mediated transport
Cellular component (GO): clathrin adaptor complex
Source: RefSeq, a predicted model, not a curated record
GCUGACGGAGUAACAAAAAGGGAAGGGUCUCGCUCUUCUUGUCAGUAUUAUGAAUGAAAGUCUGAUUUAGGCUGAAUUUACUGCUGUCAGACAUCAACAUUAAGGUGCUUAUAGACGAGCUGGCCUGAGCUCGUGGCUUGUUCAAGAUGUCUGCAAGCGCCGUGUACGUCUUGGACCUGAAAGGAAAGGUCCUGGUGUGCCGAAACUACCGCGGAGAUGUGGACAUGUCUGAGAUCGAGCACUUCAUGACCCUCUUGAUGGACAAAGAGGAGGAAGGCACACUCUCUCCCAUCCUGGCCCACGGAGGAGUGCGUUUCAUGUGGAUCAAACACAACAAUCUCUACCUGGUCGCAACAUCCAAGAAAAAUGCCAGCGUCUCACUGGUUUUCUCCUUCUUGUACAAAAUUGUUCAGGUCUUCUCGGAAUAUUUCAAAGAACUGGAGGAAGAGAGCAUUAGAGAUAAUUUUGUUAUCAUUUAUGAACUGAUGGAUGAGCUGAUGGACUUUGGAUAUCCUCAAACCACUGACAGCAAGAUUCUGCAAGAAUACAUAACCCAGGAAGGGCACAAGCUAGACACUGGCGCCCCGCGACCCCCGGCCACAGUCACCAAUGCAGUCUCCUGGAGGUCAGAGGGCAUCAAGUACAGGAAGAACGAGGUCUUCCUGGACGUCAUUGAGUCAGUCAACCUCCUGGUCAGUGCCAACGGUAACGUCCUCCGCAGCGAGAUCGUCGGCUCCAUCAAGAUGCGCGUGUUCCUGUCGGGGAUGCCCGAGCUGCGGCUCGGCCUGAACGACAAGGUUCUGUUUGAAAACACUGGACGAGGGAAAAGCAAAUCAGUAGAGCUGGAGGACGUCAAGUUUCACCAGUGUGUCCGUCUGUCUCGCUUCGAGAACGACCGCACAAUCUCCUUCAUUCCUCCCGACGGAGAGUUUGAGCUCAUGUCCUACCGGCUCAACACUCACGUGAAGCCCCUGAUCUGGAUCGAGUCGGUCAUUGAGAAGCACUCCCACAGCCGCAUCGAGUACAUGAUCAAGGCGAAGAGUCAGUUCAAGAGGCGUUCCACAGCCAACAACGUGGAGAUUCACAUUCCUGUGCCAACGGACGCUGACUCACCCAAAUUCAAGACCACAGUGGGCAGCGUGAAGUGGGUGCCCGAGAACAGCGAGAUCGUCUGGUCCAUCAAGUCCUUCCCUGGGGGAAAGGAGUAUCUGAUGCGAGCCCACUUCGGUCUGCCCAGCGUGGAGGCCGAGGACAAGGAGGGGAAGCCGCCCAUCAGCGUCAAGUUCGAGAUCCCAUACUUCACCACUUCAGGCAUCCAGGUGCGCUACCUGAAGAUCAUCGAGAAGAGCGGCUACCAGGCCCUGCCCUGGGUACGCUACAUCACCCAGAACGGAGAUUACCAGCUCCGGACCCAGUAGGCAGCGGCCGGCAGGUGGAAAUCAGACGGGGUGGAGUCCGGCCGCUUAAUGUGCGAUCAUCACUGGCAGGUGGCAGUCACGACACCGGAGGGCCGUCAGUAUCUUACUUCAACUUUUUUUUUCUUGUUUUAGGUUUUUGUAUUUGUUGAAGUUUUAUUGAUUUCCGAUCAAUGCAAAGGGUUAGGGGUUCAAAACCAAGGUUACAUUUCACAGAAAAAGCGCAGGAGCGAUGUUUACAGCGGCCGAGGUGGGGCAGGGUCGUGUACAAUCUCCCACCGCAGGGUCAGUAUGUUACAGAUAUCAUUCAGUUACUGUAAUCCGGUCAAAAACACACUCGGUGGGUCUGAGCAUCACACUUUUUUUUUUUUGUCUAUGAAGCUGCUUUGUUCUGUCACAAUUCCUUUUCCUCCAUUUGUUGAUUAUCUGUAUAUAUUUGUUACAUGUCGAUGAACUCUGAUCAGUGUUAUUAGUUUAAAAAAAAAAAAAAAAAAAACCAACCUGCUAAUUAAAAGCAGAGUUUACUGUUUUUGUAUUAUCGCCUCCGUGUGCCAGA